AUGGCAGCUGGAGACCCGGCAGCGUUUGAUUUCGAGGCAACCUACAAGACCACCUCAGAUUUUCCGAUUCCAUACGCUUACGGGUUCAUCGAUCCGAGAAGAGCAGCCCUGCCCUUUGAGUCGCGUCGGCAAGACAAAAUCGCGGCGGCAUUUGUUUCCAAUUGUUCCCCGAAAAACAAUCGCACAACCAUUCUUGAAAAGUUGAUUGACUUACUACCAGGUCAAAUCGAUUCUUUUGGCUAUUGUCUCAAUAACGCCGAAUCUGAUCAAGUCGUUCAGAAAUUCAACCUUAAUCCCUCGAUUCCUGGUCAACCACACCACAAUCUAUCACGCUGGGAAGAAAAAAUGAGCAUUAUCGGCCGAUACAAGUUCACCAUCGCUUUUGAAAAUGCAAACGAAGAAGACUACGUGACCGAGAAAGCUCUUUCGGCGGGUUCAAUUCCAAUCCAUUUGGGCCUUACUGCGGAGCAAUUUGAAAAAUUCAAACCUUCCCCAAAUUCUGCUUUGAACGUAGCCGACUUCAAGACCGUCGAAGAACUGGCAGAUAAAAUGAGACAAAUAGCUAAUGAUCGAGUUUCAUUUGAUUCCGCGCUCGCGUGGAAAAAUCAGUCAUUCCCUGAAAGAUUUGACGAGAUGCUUGGCUGGGGCAAGGUACAUGAAGCUUGCAGGAUUGCCAAAUUCAUUAGAAAAGAGUGGCGAAACCCGCAUGCUCCCAACCAGGAAAGGUACCAAUCAUUAUAUCAAAGGUUGAAUCAAAGCACAUCAUGA
Puccinia triticina is the source of this 768-nucleotide messenger RNA. RefSeq lists its product as uncharacterized. Bases 1 to 768 code for a protein of 255 amino acids. The record is from RefSeq and is a predicted model, not a curated record. Lineage: Eukaryota; Fungi; Basidiomycota; Pucciniomycetes; Pucciniales; Pucciniaceae. The transcript has 5 exons. Gene Ontology annotation, molecular function: fucosyltransferase activity. Gene Ontology annotation, cellular component: membrane.